This is a messenger RNA of Suillus subalutaceus, 1560 nucleotides long. RefSeq names its product heterokaryon incompatibility protein-domain-containing protein. Bases 1 to 1560 code for a protein of 519 amino acids. Lineage: Eukaryota; Fungi; Basidiomycota; Agaricomycetes; Boletales; Suillaceae. The transcript has a single exon. The record is from RefSeq and is a predicted model, not a curated record.
AUGAAGACCAGAAAACUCGAAGGGUUUUUCAGUCAGAUCCCACAAUAUGCAAUACUCUCGCAUCAAUGGCGUGAUGGCGAGGUCCAGUUCCCUGAUAUCGACCAGCCUCACGCCCGUAAUAUGCCAGGCUAUUCCAAGAUUGAAGGUUGUUGUAUCCAGGCUAACGAAGACGGCUAUCGCUAUGUCUGGAUAGACACUUGCUGCAUCAAUAAGAGCAGCAGCUCCGAACUCUCCAAAGCGAUCAACUCGAUGUUCAUGUGGUACAAGAAGGCCCAGAUCUGCUACGCAUAUCUGGACGACGUGUCCAGAUGUGACACUUUGACGGAAGAGUUUUCCAAUAGCCAAUGGUUUCAGAAGAGGGUGGACUCUCCAGGUGCUCAUUGCCCCCAACAAUGUCGUAUUUUUUCGCGCAAUUGGGAGGAGAUAGGAAGCAAAUCUAGCUUCACUCCCUUGAUCAAAAAGAUCACGGGGAUUGACUGCGAUGUCCUACUUAUGAACUACCUGGAAGAGGUCAGUGUAGCGACAAGGAUGUCCUGGGCUGCAGGAAGGCAGACGACAAGGGUAGAGGAUCGGGCAUAUUCACUGCUUGGUUUGUUCGGGGUAUACAUGCCUACGAUAUACGGAGAAGGAGAAAAAGCAUUUGUCAGACUUCAGAUUGAAAUCAUGAAGAGCUCCAACGAUCAAAGCAUUUUCGCUUGGAAAUCUCACCGAGAACAUACGAGUGGUUUACUUGCUUCUUCCCCAGAUGAUUUUGCAGAGUCCCGCGAUGUCGUUAGGAUUCCCUCAGAUUCAUUCAGCAGUAUUUUUCCAAGUUCCACCCUAUCCAUCAGACAUCAGUAUUCGGUGACGAAUCGCGGGGUGAAUAUUCACCUACCUGCCAGGCGUAUGGGAGACCACUAUCAAGUGGCCUUAAGCUGCUGUCAUCGAGCACAAAACUUCCAUCCAAUUGGUUUAUGCCUCCAUCCAGUCCAAGGCCAGACGGAACAGUUCCUCAGGUUCCAGCCCAAUAUUCUUGAUGACGCAGUGGAGGAAUCAUCCGAGUUCACCUUUCAAGAACUUUACGUCCAAGAAGAUGACCCAUCGCUAUUCAUGAUAAUCGAUCCCAAGCGCGACCCUAUCCCUGAAGAAUAUUAUUUCUUCGUUAAAACCGACGGGGUGGUAGAAAAUGGAUUUUCUAUGGUUGGCUAUGCGACAGCUGAGUGGUGGAAGCAGGAGGAGAGCAGGCUUAUCCUGAACUUGGACCACAGUGGAAUAUUCAGCACAUUGCUCUAUUGCCAUCAAAUAACUGGCGAAAGUUUCGCAGUGGUGCUUGGUAUGCAUAACUAUCACGUCUGGUCGUACAUUGUCACGGCUGCGGACAGUGAGACGCCUGACAGCGUUCACACGUCAUUCAACCAGGGAGAAAGAAGUGAUAUUCGAUGGAGCAGUUUGGACUGGUUCACUCAGGAGCUGAGUAUGGGAAGGGCGGCUGUGAAAAUCAGGAAGGGAGGUAAAUACUGCUCUGAUUCUUCUGAAAACUCUGGCGGAUACUCUGUGACCAUCUCUAUCACGGGCGUAUAG